Sungouiella intermedia is the source of this 603-nucleotide messenger RNA. NCBI's taxonomy places the organism in Eukaryota, Fungi, Ascomycota, Pichiomycetes, Serinales, Metschnikowiaceae. The record is from the annotation of a GenBank genome assembly.
AUGUCGGAGGAAAAAUUCAAGUCCGUCACGGUCUCCAAACCGAUCCCAAACACAUAUGACUUGGGUAACUUGUCCACCUUCGAUCCUAACCCAUUGGAGAAUGACAAGUUGAACGACCCAGAGCAGAAAGAGGCAUACUUGGCCUCGGUCACCAGAGACAACCUCCAGCUUCUAAUCAACCAGGUUUUGUCGUUGCCUAUCAAGACCACCACAGAAACACACGGAUCAUCUACCGGUCAAGACUCGACCAUGACGCUCAUACAGUUGCCCGAACCAUCGACACCUUUGCCAAGAGAGAAGGCUAUUCCUAAGGCUAAGGCAGCCACCAAAUGGGAGCAGUUUGCUGCAAGAAAGGGAAUUAAGGCCAAGGCUAAGGAUGGUAAGAUGGUUUACGAUGAGGCCACAGGCGAGUGGGUGCCUAAGUGGGGUUACAAGGGUAAGAACAAGGAUCUUGACAACCAGUGGUUGGUUGAGGUUGAGGACAAGGUGAAGGGCACGGCCGAUGAGUUGGUCGACCCACGUAAGUUGAGCCGUGAUGAGAGAAAGAGAUUGAUCAAGAAGAACGAGGCCCAGCAUAAGCGUAACGUUCGCAACCAGGGUUAA